AUGGCGCUCGAAAUUCGCGGUAAGACAGCUUUGAUCACCGGAGGAGCAUCAGGAAUUGGGCUCGAGCUGUCUCGGAGACUUCUACAGGAAGGAUGCAGCGUGGUGAUUGCCGACCUCAAACUUGGGUCGGAAGCUGAGCAGCUCGUCAAGACGAGCAACGAUGGAGCAAGCGCUUCGUUUAUCGAAACGGACGUAACCAAUUGGACGCAGCUUCAAAACUCUUUUGACCACGCAGUCAAGAAGUUUGGCCACCUAGACAUGGUCUUUCCAGCUGCAGGAAUAUUUGAGCCACCCGGAUACUCCAACUUUUGGGACCUCAACCAAGGAGCCGACACAGUGAAUGCAUCGUCUUUUAAGAUUUUUGACAUCAAUAUCACCCACCCAGUUCGUGCAACACAGCUAGCCAUCGACUACUUCACGCGCCAAAAGCUUAAUCACGGCGUGGUUGUGCUGUUUUCAUCUAUCGCAGCUCAGUUGCCCCUGCUCCCAACGCCACUAUACUCGGCUAGUAAGCACGCUAUAUCUGGGUUCAUCCGAUGUCUUGGACAUCUUGAACCCACGAUUAAUGUUCGGGUUAAUGGUGUUGCGCCUGGGCUGGUCAAGACGCCAAUCUGGACAGACGAUAAGUUGAAGUGGGUGGACGAAAAUGUGGACGAGUGGGUUACCACGAAACAGGUGGUGGAAACAAUCAUAGAUUUAAUCACGAACAAGGACCAUGUUGGUGGUACCAUUCUUGAGGUUGGUGCUGAUCGAGUUCGACCGGUAACUGAGUUGAAUGAUCCUGGUCCAGAUGGGAAGGGACAUACAGUUCAGGGCCUUGGGACCGCGUUUGCUAGUGUGUAUGAUCAGAUUGGAAAGAACUUUGGUAAAUAA
Molecule: messenger RNA, 873 nt
Organism: Pochonia chlamydosporia 170
Lineage: Eukaryota; Fungi; Ascomycota; Sordariomycetes; Hypocreales; Clavicipitaceae
Product: NAD-dependent 15-hydroxyprostaglandin dehydrogenase
Exons: 2
Coding region: 1-873 (290 amino acids)
Cellular component (GO): cytoplasm
Molecular function (GO): oxidoreductase activity, acting on the CH-OH group of donors, NAD or NADP as acceptor
Source: RefSeq, a predicted model, not a curated record